AUGCAGGACGAUGAUUCCCGUUCCUCAGGUGGUCGCGAUAAGUAUCGUGACGAGCAGCGCCAACGCGAUCGUGAUCGUGAUCGCGAUCGGGACCGAGAUCGUCGAGAUAAUCGGCACCGUGACAGAAGCCGUGAAAGGCGACACGAUGGUAGUCAUCGGGAUGAUCGGUACCGCACCGAUCGGUAUCGUGACGAUAGACGCGACCGCUCCCACCGGGACAGACAUGACAGGGAACGGGAUCAUCGUAGUAGUAGCAAACGCGAUCGCAGCAAAAGCCGCGAACGUAGACGACGAAGUCAUUCGCGGUCACGUGACCGUCAGCAGCGAAACGGAUCACGUUCCCGCGAUUCGAAGGAUCGUGAACGUGGUCGAGAUCUAUCCAUUGAAAUAGAACAAGAGUUGCAAAAUUUGCGCAAACUCUCUGAUAUGAAAGCAGCUGCUGACGCAAAGGCGCAAGAAGCGAAUAGCGGCGAGACUGGAUCUGAGUUAACUUUGAUGGAUGCGGAUAACGCGACUAGCAAUAGUUCGACGAUGGUAGACAAGGAGGAGCCGAAAAGUAGCAUUAGCAAAUAUUUCAGCUCGUACAAUAACAGUUCGAAAACGGAAUACGUUCCGGAGAUUCAAACCGAAGAAGAGCGGAUCGAGUUUCAGAAAAAGAUGCAGGAAAAGUUGCAGGCCCAUCUGGCAGCCGAGGGCAAACUUUACCCGAAACCGAAGCCAACCCCUGCAAUUAACACUGCCACCGGUUUUGCAAACGAUGGUUCCUUCCUGGAGAUGUUCAAGAAAAUGCAAGAGCAAGCGCAAAUAACUUGCGAGGGCGAGGAAAGUUAUCCGAACACGACUGCAUCGAGCAGCACAACAGUAUCAGUUACGGCACCAGUUUUAGCAGCACCGGCUGCCAGUUCGAGUUAUGUGAUACCGGCCCAACCCCUCCCGGUUCCUAUUCCGACCGUGGGACGACGAAGGGGAGGCAAAAUUCUUAAAACAGGUGUUGUGAAAAAGCAGAAACCGCUCGAGGAUUCGUAUGCCGAGUCGCCGAAUGAUGCUUGGAAUCUCUAUCUGCAGGAGGUCAAAAAGUAUAAGAAUGCGUCCUGCGAUGCGGACUCCAAAACGCGACCAUUAGUCAAAUAG
Molecule: messenger RNA, 1131 nt
Organism: Armigeres subalbatus
Lineage: Eukaryota; Metazoa; Arthropoda; Insecta; Diptera; Culicidae
Product: serine/threonine-protein kinase fray2-like
Exons: 1
Coding region: 1-1131 (376 amino acids)
Molecular function (GO): 3'-5' exonuclease activity; 5'-3' exonuclease activity
Source: RefSeq, a predicted model, not a curated record